AUGGAACAAACUACACCGGAGCAGCUUUCACUGUACAACGGGUUCAAGCUUUUAAACCUAGUUCGAGAAGUCGGGGAUUACAAGCUGCAGGUCCAAAUUUGCAUUCCCGACGACGUCUACACGGGCGAUUAUGAUGGCGAAGGUCCUGUGCAUGUUCGUUUUGGUAAUGGGGGUCUUGCGACUGACGAUUCUGGCGAGCCCCUAGCUCCUCAAUGGCGGCAUAUCCACAUCCGAGACCUCGCCCAGGCGACCCACUCCAUAACUAUCCGGCCGAAUAUCCCCUUACCAAUUUACUGCUCCGGUCAGGAAAUGCUGCGGACACUCGACAAUUUCAUGGAAAUGGUACCAAAGCCCACGUUUUCGCGCAGCACUCAUGGAGGAAUGCCCCAAAAUAAGGGCCACAAUUGCCUACAACAAGACUUUAUGCUCGGGAGUUAG
Westerdykella ornata is the source of this 438-nucleotide messenger RNA. RefSeq lists its product as uncharacterized. The transcript is spliced from 2 exons. The record is from RefSeq and is a predicted model, not a curated record. Bases 1 to 438 code for a protein of 145 amino acids. NCBI's taxonomy places the organism in Eukaryota, Fungi, Ascomycota, Dothideomycetes, Pleosporales, Sporormiaceae.